AUGUCGUGGGCCGACUAUAAGAAGAAGCUACCUAGACUACGCCGACAUAAGGAGGAGGUGAAGGCUAAAACUCAGAAGGAGGAGGCGAAGGCUAACAACACUCAGAAGGAGGAGGCGAAGGAUGAACUUCUAGAAGACCUAGAGGACAGACUUAGGCGUCUCCUACUCGCGAGGGGCGGUAACUUCGACGAACUCCCUGACUUCUUACGCGAUAUUCUCAUCCGUAACCCACCGGAGGACUACAACGAUAAGGAUCGCGCCUAUAAGAGGUUUGGAGAUUCCACAGAACCAGAGGCGAUAUACGACGAAGAGACGUACGAAGAAUUGGCCGAAAACGACGAGGGCGAGACGCACCCCCCCGGCCCCCCGCCCAAUACUCUCCCGCCUAACAUUUUCCCGCGCAACCCUCUCUUACCCUAUGAGCAACAGUUCGAGGAGUACCGUCGUACCUUCAAGGAAAUCCUCUCCAAAUGCAAUACGGGCGACGAGACGUUAGAGAAUGCGCUCAAACUAUAUACGGACAACAUAUCCUACCUUAAACCGCGCCGAAGUGAGAUUGUGGACUACAUACGGAAGGAGAGCUAUGCGACUAAAGAGGAGACUGGCGGCGACAACCGAACUGACCUCAAGCGCCCUGCGUCCGAAGAACUAGGCGGCGGCCGCGUUCCUCCUCCUACGCCGGCUGACGAUGAGGAUGACGUGAAGUUUGUGGCGAGUACCACUAUCCCCGUUGCCGCCGCUCCCCCUACACUAGCUGACGACGAGGACGACGUGACGUUCGUAUCGAGUACCACUAUCCCCGCCACCUCGCGCGGACUUAAGCCCAGACCGCUUAAUCAUCCCUCUCCCUCCGGUCACGGUCCGGUUACCCAGUCGCUAUUAGAGGCUAUGGAGGAGUGGGAUAAGCGAUUAAUGCUCACCAUUAGAAAUACGGAGACGAGGCUGUCCGCGUACUCUUUAGCGACCUUGUCUACGGGAAACGUGGCGCACUACUGCAUGGUGACCCUAGUAUUGUGGAGAAUUAGGUCCUCGAACUCUAGAAGUAGGAACCAGAGUCCGACCCCCUAUAUCGGACCGGGGGAUAUCUACCGGUGGGGACAGUGUGGUGGGAUUCUCGUCCUUGGUAUAGAGGCUUUCCGGGAAGGUGUUGGCGACGAGAAAACAAAAGAUGUACUCAUCAAGAAGCCCGCCCUUGUGUUCAUUGACGAAGUCCACCGGGUGAAGAACCCUACGACAAACCUAGCCCGCGCGGUAAAACUUAUCAAAACCCCCCAUUGCGUCGGCCUGACCGCCGACUUCCUCAUGUCAUCACCUUCUUCGGACGACGACGAGGAUAACGACGACGGGACUAUCCCCGCCGACGGUCGCGAAGUGGUGACCAAGGCUAUUUCCAAAAUUUUCCGGGACCACCGAAACUGGCCAACUCCCACGCUUUUCGCGCCCGACCUGUCAUACCGCAUCUAG
Cladophialophora immunda is the source of this 1464-nucleotide messenger RNA. RefSeq lists its product as uncharacterized. The record is from RefSeq and is a predicted model, not a curated record. Lineage: Eukaryota; Fungi; Ascomycota; Eurotiomycetes; Chaetothyriales; Herpotrichiellaceae. The transcript is spliced from 7 exons. The coding region runs from base 1 to 1464 and encodes 487 amino acids.